Messenger RNA from Paramisgurnus dabryanus, 1342 nucleotides. RefSeq names its product deoxyguanosine kinase (gene dguok). Gene Ontology annotation, biological process: nucleobase-containing compound metabolic process. Gene Ontology annotation, cellular component: mitochondrion; cytoplasm. The record is from RefSeq and is a predicted model, not a curated record. Gene Ontology annotation, molecular function: ATP binding; deoxyguanosine kinase activity. NCBI's taxonomy places the organism in Eukaryota, Metazoa, Chordata, Actinopteri, Cypriniformes, Cobitidae.
GCACGUUCGUUGCUGACCUAUUCGGCACAAAUAAAAUGUGUAAUGCGAUUUAAACCAAACUAUUGUUAGUUUUUUAGCGCUUGUUAAUUUAAAUAAAAAUAGUAUUUGUAGUGCAUUCCACACACAAAAGAAAGACAUUAUUAUAUGUGUUAGUGGUGUAAAUAUUCUGUAGUGUGGUUUAUCAUGAUGAUUAUGAGAUCGAUACGGCGCUUUUUCUCCUGUUCUGCUGUUUACCGCUCGAUACAUGGACACAUGGAGCAAAGUCAUCGAAUAAAGAGAGUUUCCAUAGAGGGAAACAUUGCGGUGGGGAAGUCAACAUUUGCAAGACUAUUACAGAAUGCAGGACAGGAUUGGGAAGUGAUAGCAGAACCCGUCAGCAAAUGGCAAAAUGUGAACCACAUGACUCAGUCAAGCAGUAACCUGUUACAGAUGAUGUAUGAAGAUCCAAAGCGCUGGUCUUACACCUUCCAGACCUUUUCCUGCAUGAGUCGAGUGCGGACCCAACUGGAACCACCAUCUGCCAGGCUACUGGAGUCCAAAGGGAGACCAGUACAGGUGUAUGAACGCUCCGUCUACAGCGACAGGUACAUCUUUGCUUUAAAUAUGUUUGAGCUCGGCUGUAUAAACUCGACAGAGUGGGCCGUGUAUCAGGAUUGGCAUUCAUUUCUUGUUGAGCAGUUUGGCCAUCAAAUACAAUUGGAAGGCGUCAUAUAUCUCCGAGCAUCUCCACAGAUGUGUAUGGAGAGAUUAGGCAGACGGGGCAGGACAGAGGAACAGGGAGUUCAACUCGACUACCUGGAGAAACUUCACACAAAACAUGAAAACUGGCUAAUUAACAAGAGUACCAAGGUUCACUUUGAGCACCUGAAGAAGGUUCCUGUAUUAGUUUUAGAUGUUGGGGUGGAGUUUGAAAAAGAUCCUAAUGUGCAGGCCAAGCUUCUAACACAGGUCGGAGAGUUUUUCAGUGGAUUAUAAACGGGACCUAAACGCAUUUCUGGAUUAUUACAUAUGGACCAUUUUCACCACUGAGAGACGUGUUUUACCAUAUCAUUGUGCAGUGCAUUCACAGAUGAGCAUAAAAUACCACCAUGUUCAAUGAAUGCUUACUUUAACAAGAAUGGGUUUUAUUAAAAAUAGUUUUGUAACAUCACUAUAAAUACUGUUUUCAAAGAUUCGGCUAUCAUCUGAUUAUAUGCAACUUGUCACGUAAUGUAUUUUUCAAGCAUUCGUCAGUUCCCAUGAAGCAUACAGAAUAUUUACACAUCUGUACUCUAGGAGUUUGUUACAAUGUGAUAUAUUUAUCAGACUAAUGACAUUAAUAUAUAUAACUGUACUUUCCAAA